AUGAUUCCGGCAAAAGGAUCACCAGCCUGCAGCGAUGAUCUCCGCCGGGAUGCGUGCGACAGUGAUAUUAUUGUUGACUUUGCAACGCUACUGACCUUUGAGCCCGUUGGAGGCGGCCGGGAAUACCUAACCCUAACCAGAAGUAGUCUUUGUGCAUCUUUGCGAGGUUUGGCCGCGAAUGAUCUCUACCAAGAGCGAAGGCGGAAUUACCAAAGCUUGAUUCAACCGCCGAACCCCGGCCGGCUACUCCGGGGUUUUGUGGGCUUGAAGGCGCGCAUGAAUCUGGGGCAUCUGGGGUGUGGGUAAAUAGAGUGUGGCGAUGCAUUUUUUUUUUAAGUAGCGGAUGAUGCAGCCUCAAGUAUGGUAGUGGUUAAUAUUAUUUGGUCUUGGGUGAGUUUAAUUUAAAACUUAGAGAGAGAGAGAGCCGCCUUCGUCUCGACAUGCCCGCUCGAUCAGCUGAAAACUUCGUCCAGAUAAAAGCAUAACUACUCCGUACGGAGUACACUGUCUGGCAAUCGUCGCUGAUGCUGAAAUGAUGACCCCCGUGCGAUGACCACUCGCGCGUUGUUUCACUCCUCCGCUGGUGGCGGACUAAUCGCAUCAGGAACCAUGGAGCCUGGCUACUUGGUUGAAGGAGGAAACUAUCGAGCUCGUGGAAAAUAUAAUUUGGCUCGUUUCGAUCGUCGGCUCCAGGGGCGUUUUCCAUGUUUGAAGUCAGCGGCGGGUUUAUGUAGCUUCACAAACAAUAUUUUAUUUAUAUUAUAUAGACACACACCAAUAGUUACAAUAUUUUAGCCCUAAUAUAGUCAGUAUAUUACUAUAUAUAGUUUAGUCAGUCUUACCUAUGCGCUCCACACAACCUCUCAACAGUCUCAGACCUCAGCCAUAAUAGAGCCCCCCGGGUAUAGAGCCCCCUUCAGAUAUAGAGACUCUCAGAUAUAACUGAGUAUAGAGACUCUCAGAUAUAGAAGUCCCCAAGUAUAGAGACUCUCUGAUUAUGGAGACUGGCCUGAGUAUAGAGAGUGUCUCAGGCAAAGAGACUCUAAAUAGAGACUCUCAGAGCUAGAGCUCUUAUACAAUCUCCAAUGAGAAGAUCUUGUUUGCUAAUACAAUCAGUAUUGUUGAUAUGUGCCAAUUGUAACAUCGUCUAAAACGCCUAUUUAGAUGUAUACAGGGUCUCAAACAGGCUUUUACCAAUUACAUAGCUUUUUUGUAAUAUACAGUACAUCAUUGAUCAGAAGAAUUCUUUCACUACUCUUA
Messenger RNA from Blastomyces gilchristii SLH14081, 1260 nucleotides. RefSeq lists its product as uncharacterized. Lineage: Eukaryota; Fungi; Ascomycota; Eurotiomycetes; Onygenales; Ajellomycetaceae. The transcript has a single exon. The coding region runs from base 1 to 306 and encodes 101 amino acids. The record is from RefSeq and is a predicted model, not a curated record.